AUGCAUUUUCUUCUUCUUUUGGGGUUUGGGGAAGCUCUGCUCGCAUCUGCUCGACCCCUGGGCAGCGGUUCUGCCGUUCAUUUGCCUCGCAAUUCUCUCCCACAGUGCGCAAAUGAUCCCGUUUGGAUUCAGUUCCAGUACUCUCCCCUACAAGCGCAGGCGAGCGCGUUCUGCAGCGCGUUUAUCGGACAGACAGUGACUCAGGCUGUCACCGUGCAGCCUACCACUACGAGAAUCGAGCCCGUCACGACAAUCACCGAAAAAACGGUCGAUGUCACCGUUACAGACACUUUGGACGUUCUCGAUACAGUUACCCAGUGGUACUCCAGCACGGCUAUUGUUCCAGUCACCAUUACAAGCGUGAUCGAGGAUAUCGUUCCAACUACUGAUUUCAUCACGACAACCGAUGCCACGUCAAUCAGCACUGCAACAGAUGUGGUCACAACUAGCGUAACUGAUACUACAGUGACUAGCACUGUAGUGAGCACCGAUGCUUUCACAACAACAGACGCAACAGUCUAUGCAACACAAACCUCGACGUUGAGUAUGACUGUUACGGAUGCUACUGUCACCAACACAAUCACCAGUUUUAGAACUGUCUCUACUGUGGCCACUCUUGUGCAAACUAUUGUGCAAAGAGAUGUCGAAGUGGAGGAUGAUCAAGAGUACAUUGAAGCCUGUCCUGCACCAGAGCCAGAAUGCACUUCGCCGGAUUGCCUUUUCAGCAGCUGGCUGGAUGAGGUCAGCACAAUCGCAACCAGCGACCUCAGCAGUGCUUGUUCUUGUCUAGUUGUACCUGCUACCACCACAACCACCGUCUUGACUACUGGGUCACAGGCGCCUUCCAUAUUCGCAACUGCCACGAGUCGUGUCACAGCCUUCCAGGGUAGAACAAGCAGUCACAUUGUGUCAGCAACAUCAGUGAUUAGCGAGACUUUACACUUCUCUCGCUCGGUCACUCAGACUAUUAUAUCACCAACCACAAGAUACAUUCAUGCCACUGCGUCAUCAUCCGCCAUAGUAACUCGUGUUGCAACCGAAAACAAGGCAGCCAGCACCACAAUAACGUCCGUCGAGUCUGUAACUAUCGACGAGACUGCCUCUGCGACAUCUACGGUAGUUGCUAGUGCUACGAUAGAUGAAACAGCUUCCACUACUAUUUCAGUAACGGAGACUAGAACGGCAACUGUCUCGCCCACGUCUUGUGCCCAACUACCGAACCCCUAUUACGAUGCUACAGCCGGGCGGACAUAUGAGCUUCAGUGCGGAUAUGAAUAUUCCUACAGCGCAUUCAAGAUUGUGGGUUUGGAUAUCUACGUUACGUUUGCACAAUGUCUUAGCGCAUGUUCAACAUAUUCUACAUGUCAUUAUGUGCAGUAUGAUCAUAAUGUGCAAGAAUGUUUUCUGCUCAAUGCAGUGACCGGUGGCCAGGCUGAAAGUGUCGUAGACGUAGCACAGCUGGACAUUCAGAACGUAUCUCCUUAUUUCUUCGAAAUUAUACUUGUCGGUGGGCAGAUAACUGAGUAUAUGGUCGUUGCCAUACAUGGCUCUUGUCGCCAAGCCUGGUAUUAUUCUGAAAUAGACCCUGAGGCUGGUUCAGAAUUCUCCAACACUCAUGACGGAAAAGCCUACGAGCAAUAG
Messenger RNA from Talaromyces atroroseus, 1641 nucleotides. RefSeq lists its product as hypothetical. The record is from RefSeq and is a predicted model, not a curated record. The coding region runs from base 1 to 1641 and encodes 546 amino acids. The transcript is spliced from 7 exons. Lineage: Eukaryota; Fungi; Ascomycota; Eurotiomycetes; Eurotiales; Trichocomaceae.